CCACUGCAGUUAGUAAAGACAGUCCCAUCCUGCCAGAGGUAGCCAGGUCACCUACAACAUGGGCCCCCGUUUCCUCCUGGCUUUGUUCCUUGUCCUUCUGGUGUUGGGCUAUGAAGUCCAGGGGGCCCAGCAAGAUGAAGCAGGCAGUCCAGCACUACUGGAGUCCUUCUCUAGUUACUGGGUCUCAGCCAAAGCAGUCGCCCAGGACCUGUACAAGAAAACAUACCUGCGUGAUAUGGAUGAGAAACUCAGGGACAUGUACAGCAAAAGCUCGGCUGCCAUGAGCACUUACGCAGGCAUUUUUACGGACCAGAUACUUAGUCUCCUUAAGGGUGACUAGAGCCGGAACAGACCCAGUGGUGGAGGGAGAACCCAGGCACUAAUCCCCCUUGCUCACCUUCCUUGACUCCGAUGGUAUUGUGUUCCUGUACCAGCAGCCCUGUCUUCCUGCUCCUCACCCUAGCCUAAAUUCUUUCAGUGAAGGAAUAAAUAAAUAAACCAAGUUCAUUGUC
Messenger RNA from Nannospalax galili (Upper Galilee mountains blind mole rat), 512 nucleotides. It is a transcript of the gene Apoc2, whose product is annotated as apolipoprotein C2. Gene Ontology annotation, biological process: positive regulation of lipoprotein lipase activity; high-density lipoprotein particle clearance; lipid metabolic process. The transcript has 4 exons. Lineage: Eukaryota; Metazoa; Chordata; Mammalia; Rodentia; Spalacidae. Gene Ontology annotation, molecular function: lipoprotein lipase activator activity; lipid binding; phospholipase binding. Bases 59 to 340 code for a protein of 93 amino acids. The record is from RefSeq and is a predicted model, not a curated record. Gene Ontology annotation, cellular component: spherical high-density lipoprotein particle; chylomicron; very-low-density lipoprotein particle.